CUCUUUUAUUUUAGAGCUUGGCAAGAUGACAAAGAUGAUGAAGGAUUUUUUAUUCGAAUUUCUUUGAUUUUUUAAAUUUCCUUUCUUAUUGCUGUAGCAAAGGCUCAAACUCAGAACUCAUCUUCCUUCAAAUCGACAGGAAUAUCAAACAACUGCCUCUCUGCGCCCUCUAUUUUACCGUCCCCUUUCUGCUUCUGCUUUUCUUGACAGUUCCAUGAAGGGGCGAUCAUGGCGGAUGGGUGGCUCUUUUGGGCCAGCCAUCAUCAUCUAUCUCAAAAAUUUCCCCCAAACUUUCGAUUCCCUAAUCAUUUCCGAACUCAUUUUCCGUCAAAUCGACAGGAACAUCGUCAUCUGUUUUACCGCACUAGUCCCCUUUUCUGCUUCUGCUUUUCUUGACAGUUUCAUGAAAGGGCAACCAUGGCUGAUGGGUGGCUCUUUUGGGCUAGCACCAUCGUCACCUGUCUCAAAAAUUUCCACCAAACUUUCGGUUCCCACAUGUACGAACUCAUCUUCCUUCAAAUCCACAGGAACAUCGCCCUCUAUCUUACCACACUGAUCCCCUUUUCUGCUUCUGCUUUUCUUUUCCUACCUCCAAUAACUCUUCCUUUUCCAUACCUCUCUAUCUGAUAUCCUAUCCCCAACCAGAAUUCCAUUUUUUUUUCUUUAAAAUUCUUCCCUCUUUUUUUUUUUGCAGACUGGACUAGCUGUUUUUCCCAAAAGCAUGAAGAAAGUUGGCAGUUUUGAACUCAUGGGAGCCACGGCUUUUGCUUUGACUUUUCUGCUACUAUGCCCAUCAGUGAAAGCGGCUGACAAACCACCAACAUUAGAGUAUGGCAUCAUUAGGGGGAAUAAUAAUGCUCCUCCGUCGACGUCAACGCACCCUCCACCAGUUAAUGUCCCGGAAAAGGGGUUGCAACGCCGUAAACUAUUGCCGCGGUUUUACUCUGAGUGUUGAAAACCGCAGUGGAACUCGAGUAGAAGCUGUUGCUAUCGUUAAGGCAGGAGCACCUUUAAACAGCAGUGCGGCAGGUACAGAGGCAAUAGCUACUGGCAUUGCUUCAUGGUCGUUGAACAAGACAAAAUCUGGAAUGUUAAGCGUUUCAAUCAAUGCAACUGCGGGUGCUGAUUCUGCACAAAUGUUACAGCUAAAGGCUGUGUCUAGAGGUAUUGCUCGCAUGGGACUGGCUGUUCAAUAUAGGUCUGCGUCAAUGUCUAGUGAAAAUAUGUCAUCUUUACAUCCAGUUGAUGGGAGCAUUACAAUAACAGUUGAUGCUACUUCUAACCAGGUGGAUUUGAAGUUCUUGACUCAAGUUAAAAAGUUUGGAGAAACUGAUAUCAUACAGAUCCUGGAGUAUGCUAAAACUAUAUUACCAGCCAUUCAAAAAUAAACAUCUUGAAUUAUUUUGGAGGUUCAGAUUUGGUUUUGAAAUUAUAUGAAUUUUUUUUUAAAGUGAGAUGUAUGACCUUUAUUAUUAUUAUUUUUUGUAAUUAAGAUUGUUAGGAUUUGGAUUCUGUUCAUUAAAAUCUUAAUUGUAGUAUUUAUCAGCAUUGGUAAAUUUCUUUCCCUUUUAGUUCCGCUGCUAAAAAGUGCUUUGCCAAGUAUCAGAUAAAGCAUUAGUUGGAUACGAUAUUGGAUACCUUUGGCACCUUAAUGCAGUGGAAACAUUGGAGGGAUUGUUCAAAUCUGGGUUCAAGGCAAUGCCAUGGCAAACUCCCAGCUCCGGGUUGAACCUCUGACUUGAUUAUAUAUUUUCACAUGGAUUAUCCAAUUUUUUUUUGUAGAUCUUAGGAGAUAUCAGGACUGAGUUAGGUCUGAAUCAAAAUAAAUCUCAAAAGUUAAUAAAACUUGGACAUUACAUGAUCGAGUACAUGGAUAGC
This is a messenger RNA of Durio zibethinus, 1878 nucleotides long. The record is from RefSeq and is a predicted model, not a curated record. NCBI's taxonomy places the organism in Eukaryota, Viridiplantae, Streptophyta, Magnoliopsida, Malvales, Malvaceae.